AUGCAACUCAUCUCAACACCAUACCAUUCUGCUGCUAGAAUCUGCGUUGGAGCCUUCCGUACAACACCAAUCAGAAACAUCCUUACUGAAGCUGGACUUCCCGAACUAACUGAUAGAAUGGAAUACCUAACCUGGAAAAUCAUACCUAAAGCUAAAUCACCAUUCGCAACGCCUAUUCACGAUGACAUCAAAAACUUGUUAAAUCGGAAGAAAACUCCAAAAUAUCCUUCAGCUCUUCAAAAAUCAUUGGAAUCGGCUGUAACCCUGAACAUCCCAAUCGCAGUAAAUUAUAAGCCCAAAAUCCACUUCCCCCCAUGGAAUCUGCCAAGUAACACUGUCAUUUCGCAUCUCAAAGAAUUUAACAAAGCUACUACCCACAACAGUAUCUAUCAUGCAAUGUUCUUAGAGUUAAAAGAAAAUUAUGGAAGCCUGGGAUGGCAAUUUUAUUUUACUGAUGCCUCGAAAACAGAUAAUGGAACCUCAUUCGCUGUUGUCACCGAAGAAGGAUCUGUUAUCAGUAAAGGUUUACUCCACUUCACCUCAUCAAUCUUUACGGCAGAAGCGUUUGCAAUUCUCAAAGCUAUUCAAACGGUGAAAAAUAAAAAAACAAUUAUUAUCACUGAUAGCCUUUCAACAAUAAAUGCUAUUAACAACAUCAACAACUCUUCAAGUAUUGUUGCAAUCAUCCGCGACAAACUUAUUGAAAAAAAAAGAAAUCUGAGAAUUGCAUGGGUACCUGGACAUGUAGGCAUCGUUGGCAACGAAUACGCCGAUUCAGAAGCCAAACAAGCAUUUAAAGAACCGCUAAUCUCCUUCUAUCAAUUCAACAAAAAAGACUUAACUAAAUAUUUGAAAACGUUUAUGAACAUCAAGUUCAAAAACACAUGGCAGGAAUACCAACACAUUUAUUCAUUGCUCAAUCCUACCGCUAUUAAGGCUAUAUUUCCUCGUAACUUACAAAGUUCAGAAAUAAAAAAAUAUAUAAGGCUGAGAUUGGGACAUACCAUCACCACCCACAAGCACCUAAUCACCAAAGAACCUGCUCCACUUUGCCAAUUUUGUGACGAAAGACCAUCUUUUACUGUAACACACAUGCUUCAGUGCUCCAACAUUGAUUCGAUUUCCAAAACCAUUUCCGGAAAAGAUCUUCAAGAACUUUUAACAGUUAUAUCCUACACUAAUAUAAAACAUCUCAAAGCCCUGAUAUCAAAAGAUUAUGAGAAUUUUAAGAAGACAGUUUCUGCAACUCGUAGGACAAAGAACUAUGUCUCUACGCGGCUUGAAACGCUUGGUAACAAUUGGCAAACCAUUGUUCAACAGCACCAAAUCGCGGUUUGCAGCGAUGAAAACAUAGCACCAAUCGAAGAGCUUUUUAAUGAAGCUGGUGAGAUUUAUACAAUUUAUAAAUCUGUGUUGCUAGAUGAGCUAGACAAAUUUGCAGCAGCAGAAGCAGCAGCUAAAGCAAAAGAUUCACCUGCUCCUACUUUGGUUCAAAAGUCGACCAAUGACAAGCCGCACGAUGUACGUUUGCCAAAAAUUCACCCACCGACAUUCACGGGAGAAUAUCAAAAUUGGCGUUCUUUCCAUGACCAGUUUGUUUCACUCGUACAUAACAACACUUCACUUACAAAAAUCGAAAAAUUACAUUAUUUGAAGUCAAGUUGUAAAGAAGGUGCUGGUAUUUUACUAGAACACAUAAGUGUAGAUGAUGCAAGCUAUGAUAAGGCUUGGGAACUCUUGACAACGAGAUACGAUUUUAAAAGAAUUCUCGUUAACAACGAACUUAAGUUGUUUUAUGAAUUAAGUGUUGUUAAAGAAGAAAAUGCUAAGGGCAUAAGAGAAUUAUUAGAUAAUUCAACAAAAAUUUUACAUGCUUUAAAGAACCUGCAAUUGCCUGUCCAUCACUGGGAUGCAAUAAUAAUAUUUUUGCCUUUGAAAAAGCUACCGGCUACGGUGCAAUCAAAAUGGGAAACAACUCUCGGAACUAAAAAAGAGAUCCCUACAUUUAAAGAGUUCUCUGACUUUUUGGAAACGAGCAACAAUUUUAACAACACAAAUCAGCAACCAUACUCGCAGUCAAACAAUUUUCCAAAUGCAUUCAAUCAACAAUCAAGCUCUCAAGGUAAUCAUAACCAAUUUCAACACAAUACAAAUAAUAAUAACACAUUUUCAAAUAAUCCUCGCGCUCAAUUACAAACAAACUCAUAUACACCCACUCAACAGAAUAAUAAUAGAAACACAUUCGCUCACACAAAUAUAAACACCCAGAAUCCAAAUAGCUCGCAAACACAUCAUGUAACAACGGAAUUUAAUACAAAUGUACAAAAUGUACACCCCUACGAUAUACCGCCUUCAACAUCUUCAAACUGUUUUCAUCUAAACGAAUCUAAAAUAUCUCAAAUUUUGUUAGCAACAGCGAUUAUAAAAGUCAAAUCAGCCCAAGGAGACUUUGUUCAAUUAAGAGCCUUGAUCGAUCCUGGAUCUCAAGCUACUUUUAUAACCGAAUCGGCAGCUCAAUUAUUGGGUCUUAAAAAGAUUCCAACUUCCUUUGACGUUUCUGUUUUAGGACAAAACAAAGCUAACUCUUGUAAACAUUUUGUAAAUUUGAAUCUGAGUUCUAAUUAUUCAGAUUUUAUUACGUCGACAAGAGGUUAUAUAUACAAGACCCUUACAGGACUUUUACCGAAUGAAGAAGUCUUCGCUAACAGAUGGAAACAUUUACAAGGACUGAAAUUAGCAGAUCCUUCAUUUAAUCGUCCUGGUAACAUUGACAUUUUAUUAGGGAAUGACAUAUAUUGCGAAAUUUUAUUAGACGAAGUCAUACGCAAUGAGGAACAAGUAGCUCCAAUAGCCCAAAAAACCAGGUUUGGUUGGAUUGUUUUGGGGAAAGUUCCUUUGGAAAAGCCAUUUUCUCUUCAAGUCUACACACAGUUGGUAGAUAUCGACACACAAAUGCGUGCAUUUUGGGAAAUGGAAGAAACUCCCUAUGAAAAAGCCGUAGAUGAAGAAGAUGUCGAGUGCGAGAAGCACUUUCUACAAAACACCAAGCGGGUGCCGGGAGGGCGCUUUAAAGUUUCACUACCCUUCAAAGAACUUCAACGACCAAGACUUAAGUCAACAAAACAAAAGGCCUUAAUGAUGUUUUAUAAACAAGAACAAAAAUUAUUAAACAACCCAACACUACACAAAGAAUAUAACGAUUGCUUAAAAGAAUACCUCACACUCAAUCAAAUGGAAGAAGUAGAUAUUAACAUAGAUAACAAACUUAACUCUCCAUUUCACUAUGUGGUUCCUCAUCAUGCCGUGAUGAAAGAAACUAGUACAACGACGAAGUUACGUGUUGUUUUUAAUGCUGCAUAUCAAACGGCAGAUGGUAGUUCUUUAAACGACCAUUUGAUGACUGGACCUAAAACUCAAACAGAUAUUUUAGCCAUUGUUUUAAGGUGGAGAACGCACAAAAUUACUUUCGUAUCAGACAUAGAGAAGAUGUACCGACAGAUAUUAGUUCAUCCAGAGGACGCGUAUUACCAGUUACUUUUUUGGCGUGAAAAUCCAUCAAUGCCAAUAAAGCUUUACAAAGUAAAAGUUUUAAUGUUCGGUACUGCCCCAGCCCCAUAUUUAGCAAAUCGAACGCUAAAGAAACUUGCUUCAGAUGAAGAAGUAACAUAUCCAUUAGCCGCUCAAAUGAUUCGGGAAGAUAUGUACAUCGAUGAUUUGGUAUCGGGUGCAGAUUCAGUAGAAGUUGCGAAAGAAAAGUAUCACCAAAUCUCGAAGCUUUUAUCAUCUGCUGGAUUUCAUCUCCGCAAGUGGAUGAGUAAUAACGAAGAGUUUCUUGCUUCGAUACCAAAGGCAGAUCAGGAAACAAAUGUGUCAUUGACAUUCGGAGCUUUGGAUCAUACAAAAACCCUUGGAAUCAGUUGGUUCCCAUCUACCGAUUCAUUUUCAUUUAAAAAAAUCUCUAUAGAUAAAGUCGUUUCAAAAAGAACGAUACUUUCAACAAUUGCUCGUCUUUUUGAUCCACUUGGAUGGAUAGCACCCUGUAUCGUUAAAGCGAAAAUCAUUAUGCAGCAAUUGUGGUUGAAAGGCCUUUCGUGGGACGAAAACAUUCCUGUGGAACUACUUCAAGAAUGGCUCUCCUUUCAAGAAGAGUUGGAUAUCUUAGAAGAUAUCCGUAUUCCGAGAUGGGUAAAUAUAGAGAAUGGCACCCAACAGGUCGAACUCCAUGGAUUCUGUGACGCAUCUACCAAGGCAUAUGGAGCCGUGGUAUAUCUUCGAGUUUUAGAUAACCAGAAUUGCAUUCACACCCAUUUACUCAUAGCCAAAACUAAAGUCGCUCCAGUCAGUACAGUCUCUUUGCCAAGAUUGGAACUUUGCGGAGCAGUGAUGUUGGCAAAAUUACUCAACUAUACUAAAUCAGUCCUUCCAUUCAAGAAUAUAUCAGUCUUUGCUUGGACUGAUUCCACAAUCACCCUUUGUUGGAUCUCUGGGUUGCCUUCAAAAUGGAAAACGUUUAUUGCCAAUCGGGUUACCGAAAUUCAAAGGCUGACAAAUGUUAGCAUGUGGAAACACAUUCCAACUAAGUUGAACCCAGCGGAUCUUGCAUCCCGUGGUGUUCUUCCAUCCAAGCUAAGAAAUAAUAAUCUUUGGUGGAAAGGACCACUCUUUCUUCAGGAGAUGUGGAGAUUCUCCAUACCAGAACAACCCACCCAAUGUGAAAUAAAUGAAGAAAAACGAGAAAUAAAAACUCAUUUAGCAAUACAAAAUACCGAUGGAAUUUUAGAUGUGCUUUGUAAACAAUCCAAACUAACAAAAGCCUUAAGAAUUAUAGCCAAUGUUCAUCGAUUUAUCUAUAAUAGUAGAAAAAAGGAAACAUAUCGAAGAAAAUCGGUUCUGACACCCUUAGAACUCGAUAUUUCCAUGCGAACAGCUAUCAGAAGUGUUCAAAAACUUAUGUUUCAUGAUGUCAUAAAUGAACUACAGAAAACCAAAAGAACCAAACUUAACAAAUCUCUGAAUCUUUUUAUUGAUGGAUGUGGAAUAUUAAGAAUCGGAGGUAGACUUCAAAAUGCCACCCUAACAUAUGAUCAAAAGCAUCCAAUUGUGUUGAAGCCAGAUCAUAAUUUCUCCAGAUUAAUAAUUGAAGAUGCCCAUGAGAAAACUCUACAUGGUGGUAUUCACCAAGUGAUUGCACACAUUCGAAAUCGUUUUUGGAUCUUCAACAUGAAGAGAACGGUCAAAAGGUACAUUAAUAAAUGUUUCACCUGUUUUAAGAAUGCACCUAAGCCAUUGCAACAACUGAUGGGAAGCCUUCCAACACCAAGAGUAAAUGUUUCAAGACCAUUUACACACACUGGUGUCGACUACGCCGGACCUAUAGAAGUAAAGGCCUGGAAAGGACGAGGUGCUAAAAAAUUCAAAGGCUAUUUCGCCAUUUUUAUUUGUCUUUCAACAAAGGCAAUUCAUCUUGAAGCUGUCACAGAUCUAACGACACAAGCCUUUAUUGCCGCGUUCCGAAGAUUUACAUCUCGCAGAGGCAUAUGUGCAAACAUAUAUAGUGACUGUGGGACCAACUUUAAAGGUGCUAAUGUGGAACUCCAAAAAAUGCUAAAUGCUGCUAAACUUAACUAUACUGAUAUUGCUAACUCAUUGAGUGCAUUGGGUACCAAUUGGAAUUUCAUUCCUCCCGCUUCUCCUCACUUUGGAGGCUUAUGGGAAGCAGGAGUGAAAUCUGUUAAAUACCAUUUGCGUCGCGUUGCCCGAAACCAAGCUCUGACGUUCGAGGAGCUCAGUACGCUUCUAGCGCAAAUAGAAGCUUGCCUUAACUCGAGACCUCUAUGUCCGGUUACAGACAGCUUGGAAGAUUUCAAUGCUUUAACACCAGCUCUUUUUUUAAUUGGCACGUCAGCUCAUAUAGUUCCCGAAGCAGACCUAGCAGUAGAAAGGAUUGGAUACCUGGAUAGAUGGAAACGUCUACAAGCCUCACUACAGACCUUCUGGAAGGAAUGGAGCGGAGAAUACCUCACAAGGCUUCAAAAUAGACCUAAGUGGCUAAAAAUCAAGGACCAACCCAAAAUUGGAGAUUUAGUUUUGGUACGAGAUGAAAGAUUUCCACCUUCGAAAUGGCCCAUGGCGAGAAUAGUGGAAACCUACCCAGGACAAGAUGAUCUUAUCCGUGUAGUCAAAGUGCGAACACAAAAUAAUGAAUUUAAGAGGCCUAUCACAAAGAUAUGUCCACUUCCAUCAAACAAAACGCAUCAAGAAAACGAAACAAUUUAA
Eupeodes corollae is the source of this 6276-nucleotide messenger RNA. RefSeq lists its product as uncharacterized. The transcript has 4 exons. Gene Ontology annotation, biological process: DNA integration. Gene Ontology annotation, molecular function: nucleic acid binding; RNA-DNA hybrid ribonuclease activity. The record is from RefSeq and is a predicted model, not a curated record. Bases 1 to 6276 code for a protein of 2091 amino acids. NCBI's taxonomy places the organism in Eukaryota, Metazoa, Arthropoda, Insecta, Diptera, Syrphidae.